AUGGGCCCCUAUACCGCCUCCUCAUGCUGCUGCCAGGCCCCUAAUCUGCCAUGGGCCCCUAUACCGCCUCCUCAUGCUGCUGCCAGGCCCCUAAUCUGCCAUGGGCCCCUAUACCGCCUCCUCAUGCUGCUGCCAGGUCCAGAGUCUGUCAUGGGUCCCUGUACGGCCUCCCAUUGCUGCUGUCUCCAUCGCCACACUCUGCCAUGUGCCACUUUCAGGUCUCCUCACACUGCUGGUGUGUUCCAUUUUUUGUCAUAGGGUGCUGUACGGCCUCCCAUUGCUGCUGUCUCCAUCGCCACACUCUGCCAUGUGCCACUUUCAGGUCUCCUCACACUGCUGGUGUGUUGAAUUUUUUGACAUAGGGUGCUGGCAGAUUACGGGCCUCCCAUAGCUGCUGCCAGCCUAAUCUGCCAUGGGCCCCUAUACCGCCUCCUCAUGCUGCUGCCAAGUCCA
Molecule: messenger RNA, 453 nt
Organism: Staurois parvus
Lineage: Eukaryota; Metazoa; Chordata; Amphibia; Anura; Ranidae
Source: the annotation of a GenBank genome assembly